Messenger RNA from Scomber scombrus (Atlantic mackerel), 9421 nucleotides. RefSeq names its product histone-lysine N-methyltransferase 2D-like. NCBI's taxonomy places the organism in Eukaryota, Metazoa, Chordata, Actinopteri, Scombriformes, Scombridae. Gene Ontology annotation, biological process: positive regulation of transcription by RNA polymerase II. Gene Ontology annotation, molecular function: transcription coactivator activity; histone binding; histone H3K4 methyltransferase activity. Gene Ontology annotation, cellular component: MLL3/4 complex. The record is from RefSeq and is a predicted model, not a curated record.
CCUCCAUGACGGAGACACCGCUUCAACUUUAAUUUUUCUCCAGUUUUCAGACAUAAAGCUUCCAGAUUGAACCUUCCUCCGGCUGCUCCGAGUGUUUCAUGCUGCAGCUCUGCCGGGGAUGAGCGCUGAGGAGCCGGAUGUGAUCUGCCGGAGCCUCCGCUGAUUUAACGGUUAAAGCUGGAGAGGAAACAGAGAAAAGCAUCAAAGCAAAUGCCAUCUGAGGCUCAGUCCCAGGAGCCUCGGGACAGAGGACCGCCCCCUCCCGUCACUCGGGCCGGACGCAGUGCUCAGCUGGCCAAAGCGGCCGCCACAAGCCCCGCCCUCGAACGGCGGCCCCGCGGACGACCUCGCAAAGAUGGGAGCGGCGGCCGCUCUGGGCCUCCCACCCCCCCUCCUCCUCCUCCUCCUGCUCCCAAAUCAAGGAAGAAGGGGCGGAGCCGAGGACGAGCUCAGGUAGAGGACGAAGAGAGCACGGUCGCCACGGAGACCAAAACCCCCCCGAAGACAGAGGUGAAGGAGACGUCAGGACGCCGUCGCUCCGCCUCCAGGAGGAAGUCCACCCCAGACCCAGACCCAGACCCUGACCCCCCCGCUGACCCAGACCCCCCAGCUGACCCAGACCCCCCCGCUGAGCCCACACCUGAACCAGAACCUGCUCCCAGUGCUGAGCAGGACAGAACCAGUCCUGGGGGGGCAGCCAGGGUCCCGUCCCCGCUGCUGGACCGUAGUCCGGUUCACAGCGCCGCCUCCAGUCCCAGACCCGCCCCCCAUCCUGCGGAGGAGGACCGGCUCAGCCCUCCCCCUCCCCCCAUGGAGGAGGACUGCAGUCCCAGCACUGUUCCCAUGGAGACGGAGGGGGGAGGGGCUAGCGUCCCCCUGAGUCCUUGCUCCAGCCUCCCGGCUUCCCCCCGCCUGGAGGACGAGGACUCGCUGUCCCCCCUGUUCCAGCGCUCGCUGUCAGAGGAUUCGGGGGGCUCGCCCACCCCGAGCCUGGGACACACCGAGAAACGUCUGAAACAGUGUGCCUUCUGUUACCGUGGCGACGAGCCUCCUCUGGGUCAGGGCCGGCUGGUGGUGUUCGGCCCGACUCCCGGCUACAUCCCGCUCCACAUCCUCAACCGCCGCGCCUCCUCCGACCGGGACAGCGACUGCCACGACCACUGUUACCGUGGCAACCAGGCCCUGCCUAUGUGCAGCAGUCCUGGACAGUCUGAGGAGGAGUCUUCCUCAGAGUUUGUGGAGCAGCUCGGAGCCAUCGGCCUUCCACAUGACAUCAACGUCCAAUCACUGUUUGACCCCACAGGUCAGUGCUGUGCUCACCUGCAUUGUGCAGCGUGGUCAGAGGGGGUGUGUCGGGGCGAGGGCCAAUCACUGCUCUAUGUGGACAAAGCCAUCGACUCAGGAAGCACACAGGUGUGUGUGUUCUGCCAUCGACUCGGAGCUACGCUGCGUUGCUGGGAGACGGGCUGCGGGCGGAGUUACCACUUCCCCUGUGCUGCCGCCGCCGGAGCUCAUCAGGACUGGAACCAGAGACACACACUGUGUACAAGACACACACACACAGCGUCCUCUCAGUGCGUGUCAUGUUCAGGCGGCCUUGAUGUCAGCAGUCUGUUGAUGUGUUGUUGCUGUGGUAACUGCUACCAUGGUAGUUGCCUGGACCCCCCUCUGGCCCCCUCCCCCCUGUGUCGGGCCGGCUGGCAAUGUCCGCAGUGUCGAGUGUGUCAGAGCUGCAGGUUGCAAGGGGAUGACAGUGUGUUGCUGGUGUGUGAGCGCUGUGAUAAAGCUUUCCACACACACUGUCUCACACCACCUCUGGAUCACACACCCACCACCGGCUGGAGCUGCAAGAAUUGCAGAGUGUGCCGCCGCUGUGGUGUCAGGUCAUCAGGCCAGUGGGCCAAUCACCCAUUUUUGUGUGAAUCAUGUGACCUGGCCCUGCCCUGCCCUCUCUGUGACCACGCCCCUGACCUCUACUCACCACAGGACUAUCUGACCUGUAUCUGCUGCUAUAGGUGUGUUCAUACAGAGUGUAGUGUCCAGAAUGGGGAGGGCAGGGCGGGGUCAGAAGGUUAUGUCUGCUCCACCUGCAGGACUCAGGAGGAGGAGCUGAUCACACACAGUCCUACCCCUGCCCUUCUACAUAGUCCCACACACCCACACAGCAUUUCACAGCCACCAAUUCCAAAUCAUACAUUAAAACAGGCUUCCCCCAUCAGUUCUACUGCUCAUAGCCCAGUCCAGCUCAUCUGCUCAGAGCCUGCAGAAAGUCCUACCAAGACCAUCUGUACACCGUUGCAGCAGGGUCCUCAGCCAUCUCACCCUGACCCAACAGAGCUCACACAAAGUCCUGUGCAGUAUCACCCUGAUCCCACAGAGCUCCAACACAGUCCUGCACCAUCUCACCCUGAUCCCACAGAGCUCACACAAAGUCCUGUGCAUUGUCACCCUGAUCCCACAGAGCUCACACAAAGUCCUGUGCAGUGUCACCCUGAUCCCACAGAGCUCACACAAAGUCCUGUGCAGUGUCACCCUGAUCCCACAGAGCUCACACAAAGUCCUGUGCAGUGUCACCCUGAUCCCACAGAGCUCCAACAAAGUCCUGUGCAGUGUCACCCUGAUCCCACAGAGCUCACACAAAGUCCUGUGCAGUGUCACCCUGAUCCCACAGAGCUCACACAAAGUCCUGUGCAGUGUCACCCUGAUCCCACAGAGCUCACACAAAGUCCUGUGCAGUGUCACCCUGACUCCACAGAGCACCAACAAAGUCCUGCCCCAUCUCAUCAUGAUCCCACAGACCUCCUACAAAGUCCUGCCCCAUCACACCCUGAUCCCACAGAGCACCAACAAAGUCCUGCCCCAUCUCACCCUGAUCCCGCAGAGCUCCAACAAAGUCCUGCUCCAUCUCACCCUGAUCCCACAGAGCCCCAACAAAGUCCUGCCCCAUCUCAUCAUGAUCCCACAGAGCCCCAACAAAGUCCUGCCCCAUCUCACCCUGAUCCCACAGAGCUCCAACAAAGUCCUGCCCCAUCUCACCCUGAUCCCACAGAGCUCCAACAAAGUCCUGCCCCAUCUCACCCUGAUCCCACAGCGCUCCAACAAAGUCCUGUGCAGUGUCACCCUGAUUCCACAGAGCCCCAACAAAGUCCUGUGCAGUGUCACCCUGAUUCCACAGAGCCCCAACAAAGUCCUGUGCAGUGUCACCCUGAUUCCACAGAGCCCCAACAAAGUCCUGCCCCCUCUUAUCCUGAUCCCACAGAGCUCCAACAAAGUCCUGCACCAUCUCAUCCUGAUCCCACAGAGCUCCAACAAAGUCCUGCCCCAUCUCACCCUGAUCCCACAGAGCUCCAACAAAGUCCUGCCCCAUCUCACCCUGAUCCCACAGAGCUCACACAAAGUCCUGCCCCAUCUCACCCUGAUCCCACAGAGCUCCAACAAAGUCCUGCCCCGUCUCACCCUGAUCCCACAGAGCUCCAACAAAGUCCUGCCCCAUCUCAUCAUGAUCCCAAAGAGCUCCAACAAAGUCCUGCCCCAUCUCACCCUGAUCCCACAGAGCUCCAACAAAUUCCUGUGCAGUGUCACCCUGAUCCCACAGAGCUCCAACAAAGUCCUGCCCCAUCUCAUCCUGAUCCCACAGAGCUCCAACAAAGUCCUGCCCCACCUCAUGCUGAUCCCACAGAGCUCCAACAAAGUCCUGCCCCACCUCAUGCUGAUCCCACAGAGCUCACACAAAGUCAUGCCCCAUCUCACCCUGAUCACACAGAGCUCCAACAAAGUCCUGCCCCAUCUCACCCUGAUCCCACAGAGCUCCAACAAAGUCUUGUGCAGUGUCACCCUGAUCCCACAGAGCUCCAACAAAGUCCUGCCCCAUCUCAUCCUGAUCCCACAGAAGUCCAACAAAGUCCUGCCCCAUCUCAUCCGGAUUCCACAGAGCUCCAACAAAGUCCUGCCCCAUCUCAUCCUGAUCCCACAGAGCUCCAGGAAAGCCUGACACCAUAUAACUUGGAUCCUACAGAACAUCAGGAAAGCCAUACCCUAUCUCACCUUGGUCCAACAGAACUCCAACAAAGUCCUAUGUCAACCCCUUCUGCAGAGCUGCAGGAAAGCCCUACCAAUGUGACUAUCACACAGGCCCAACAAAGUCCUUGCCAGGUCCGGCCCUCUAGCCCUACCCAGAAUUCCACAGAGGAUGAGUGUGUGGCCACAGAGUCUCAGCUGAGUCCUAUGCAGAGUAGUCCCAUGUCUUGUAGCCGUGUACAUUCUCCGCACAGUCCUACCAGGAUUCAGUCAGGGCCUGCAGAGCUUAAUCACAGUCCAUCACCACGUAGUCCUGAACAGGACAACAUUACACAGUCACAGCUUGAUAGACAAUGUAGUCUGAUGAGUAUCAUCACACAGCCUCAGCACAGUCCCCCACAAAGAGGACAUAGUCCGAUUCAAUGUAGUCCUGCAAAAGUCUGCACAUCACCUCCAGAGAGCCCCAUACAGCAUGUCGAACCUACACUGGACCAGGAGAGCCCUGGAUCAAGCAGCCCUGCUCAGCUGCCCUGCGGGGCUGCACAGAACAUUUCUACACUGGACCAGGACCUUGCACCAGGUUACUUUAGCUUCACCCACACAGCAAGAAACCAUGCCUCAUUGAGGCCGAUUUCAGCUCCAUGUAGCCCAUCACGGUCCCCACUCAGAGCCACACAGUGUAGUCUGUCACAGCCUGCUAGCCCAGGGCAGGGCCACUCUACAGAGCCUGUUAUCCUACUUCCUUUUCAGCUUGCUACACAGGCAAGAGUCACAAAAAGUCCAAACCUUGAUGGCCAAACACUGGAAAGUAGCCCUACACCUCUUAGCAACACCUUGGAUCUGUCCACAACUUCUCCAGCUGGUCACCGCGCUGAUGGCCAACCCUUAAACCAGUUUGGUCCUGUUCAGAGUAGCACGCUUAGCCUUGACCUUUCUAGCCCCCGUCACAUACCUGCUGUCCACACACCAGAAAGCCUUGUUCACGUUAGCACUUCAAUGGAACACAGUAGCCUAACUUGCUCACCUUGUGCUGAAAUGGAGGAAAUUCCUCCCACAGCUAGCAGCAUUCAUCAGAAUGACAGUCCAUCAUGCUGCACAGAAGCUAUUGCAGGUAAAGCUAGUCCCAUACACAUCCACAAUGAGUCAGCUGGUGCUAGUCCAACACAUGCCAGUGAAAUGCCUACUAGCCCUGUCGGCUCUCUCCUGGCUUGUGCUAGCCCCAUGCCAAUGAUGACUGUCCCUGCCCAUGUCAGCCCUGUACCUGUGGAGACUAGCCCCUCCACACAACCAGCUAGCCCUGUAAUGCCAACAGACACCUGCUCUGCACAACCAAUCAGCCCCUUAGCAACACCCAACGUUAGAUCCCCAACGCAACCAGGUACCCUCUCAGCGGACGACCCUGUUCCCCCCAUUUCAUCUCAGGAUGAAGAGAUGGCGGUAGCUGUCGACCAUCCAAGUCAUUCAAUUCAUACAGAAACUAGUCCUAGUCAUUCUCCUGACAGGCCACUUCAUGCUAGCCCUACACAUGCUAGCGCAGCCCACACAGGUACUAACAGUGACUGUAGUCUAAUUGGCCCCAUGGAUGCUCAAAAAAGAACAAGUCCCUCUGCUUGUAGUUCCACAGAGCUCACAAAGACGAAUACAAGCCCCACACAUCAUGGUCAGUCAAGCCCCUCACAUGCCCAAACUGUCUGCAGUCCAUCAGAGACUACUGCAGUCCAUCCGAGCUACCUUCCAACUCCAACUAGCUCUAGUCCUCCACACUGUAGGCCAGCUGAUGCUAGCCCAGCUAGUAGCUCUGUUAGCCACAGUCUGAGCAACCUUACCUCAGACUGUAGUGACCACACAAGUACCCCCUCUGAUAGGGUCACUGAUGUUAGUGUCAUCCACAGUCCCCAAAGGUCUAGUCCUCCAGGUUAUGCUAGUCCUCAUCAAAUUCAAAUCACCUCAAGUAGUGCCCAGUCAGGCCCAGUCCAAAGACAGACUCCACCAUUGGCUACCAGCACACACAGCAGCCCUGUACAUGCUACUGUCACUUGUGUUAGCCCUUCUUACAGUCCAGCUCAGGCCAGUGAAACGUAUCACAGUCCCACAGGUGGCUCCCAUUAUGACCCAGCGCCUGACACUGAAGCCAGUUGUGACCUUACCGUGGCACAGCUGAGACCCACUUCGGCUAGGUCAAGUCUUGAUGUGGACAUAGUGGCCAGUUCCAUAAAGCAGGCCCUACCUGACGACUCAUCUGCUGUCAGCCAGUCUAGUGUGAGCCAGGUAGACCAGUCCCCUUCUAGUCCUGUCCCUGACAGGUCUGCUGUUGAAAGCCAACAAAGCACUGCCUUGGUAAGCCCCAUGUAUCAAGGACCGGCUACCCCUGUCGAUGCUACUUCCACUCAGGCUAGUUCUAGCAAUCUUAGCCCUGUCCAUUCUGGUCCCACUCAGGAUAACACUGCGAUGCCUAGUCCCUCAUGCUCUGCACACUCACAGGGUAGCCCUCCUCACACUGCUCAAGCUAACUCUGUGCACAGUAGCCCAGUUUCUAGUACUGUUUGUGGCCACUUGGAAUCAUGUGAUACACAGACUACAGCAAGUCCUGGUCUUACCAACCCUGUGCAACCAGAGGAUAGUCCAAGUCCUGGUCCUACCAAACCUGUGCAACCAGAGGAUAGUCCAAGUCCUGGUCCUACCAACCCUGUGCAACCUGAGGAUAGUCCAAGUCCUGGUCCUACCAACCCUGUGCAACCAGAGGAUAGUCCAAGUCCUGGUCCUACCAGCCCUGUACAACCAGAGAAUAGUCCAGGUCCUGGUCCUACCAGCCCUGUACAACCAGAGGAUAGUCCAAGUCCUGGUCCUACCAGCCCUGUACAACCAGAGGAUAGUCCAAGUCCUGGUCCUACCAGCCUUGUGCUACAACAGGAUAAACCAGCUCCUGGUCCUGGUAGCCCUAUGAAUUGUGAGGCUAGUCCUGGCCCCGCUCCUACUAGCCCUGUACGGUCUGAUCCUAAUCACAGUCCUGCUCAAGCUAGCCUUUUUGUUCCCGGCGCCCAGCAACCAACACAGACCGAGAGGGAAUCUGCAGCCACCGACGACGUCCCCGUGGCUGAGGAGCAGGAGGCAUUGCUGCAACUGAGUGAAGAGGAGGAGGUCCAGGAGCUUCAUCAGGACAGUCCAGCAGAGGAGGAGGUGCAGGAGCUUCAUCAAGAGAGUCCAGCAGAGGAGAUGGUGCAGGAGCUUCAUCAGGAGAUUCCAGCAGAGGAGGAGGUGCAGGAGCUUCACCAGGAGAGUCCAACAGAGGAGGAGGUGCAGGAGCUUCACCAGGAGAGUGCAGCAGAGGAGGUGGUGCAGGAGCCUCACCAGGACAGUCCAGCAGAGGAGGAGGUGCAGGAGCUUCACCAGGAGAGUCCAACAGAGGAGGAGGUGCAGGAGCUUCACCAGGAGAGUGCAGCAGAGGAGGUGGUGCAGGAGCCUCAUCAGGAGAGUCCAGCAGAGCAGGAGGUGCAGGAGCUUCACCAGGAGAGUCCAGCAGAGGAGGUGGUGCAGCAGCCUCAUCAGGAGAGUCCAGCAGAGGAGGAGGUGCAGGAGCUUCAUCAGGAAAGUCCAGCAGAGGAGGAGGUGCAGGAGCUACAUCAGGAAAGUCCAGCAGAGGAGGAGGUGCAGGAGCUUCAUCAGGAGAGUCCAGCAGAGGAGCAGGUGCAGGAGCUUCAUCAGGAGAGUCCAGCAGAGGAGGAGGUGCAGGAGCUUCAUCAGGACAGUCCAGCAGAGGAGGAUUUAAAACGUUUACACCUGAAACAUGGGGAUCCGUCUGUGACUGAAGACCAUCAGUCUCCUCCUCACAGUGCUGCUGCCUCCCCCCUCCCCACACAGCUAGCUCCUCCCUCCCCCCAACCCACCACACCACACUCUGCCUUGCCCCACCAUCGGCCCUCCUCCUCACCCUCAACUUCCCCUCCUGCCUCCCCCCUCCCCUCUACACAGUCUCCUCCUAGAGCUGGCUCUCUGGAGGCCUCCCCCUCCUCGCCCCCUCACAGAACUGCCUUACCCCUCUCCUGCUCUCCCCAUUCUCCUCCUCCCUCCCCUCCUCUGGAGGACCGUCCCCAGGAAAAACCCACCAAUCAAGAAGAGGCUGAGACAGAUGAGGACAGCCAAUCACAUAGUCUGUUUGAACCUGUUGCCGUAGCAACAGAACCCACCAAAGAUGAGCACCAAUCACAUGCCGAGCCUUCGGAGAGGGAGGAGCCAGCCCCUGGUGAGGUGGUUGCUGGGAUACAGCCAAUGAGGCAGAAGCAGGAUGCAGAGGAGACGGAGGAGGGAGGAGCGAGUGAUGGGGAGGAGGAGGAGGUGGAGGAUGAGGCGCAGGGCACGGAUCAGGGGGAGCAGUCAGAUGUAGAGGAGGAGGAGCAAAUGAGCCCUGUGCUUGACCUGGACCCGUCUCUGGACAUGGAGGUGAUGCAGCUGAUGACCUCCUCCUCACCUCCUCCCUCCCUCCUGCACCUCUCCACCCCCAGCCCUCCUCUCCCCCGCCGGGGGAAGGGUCGGACCCUCAGGCCUCCUCCCUGCUCCUCCAGACCUACAGACGACCUCUCCAUCCGUCUCAGGCAGUCUCCUUUCUCCACCGAGGCCUCCCCCGAGACCUCCCCCACCAGACUCCCUGUCACCCCGCCCCCGCUCUAUCCCCUUUCACCUCCUCUCAGGUCCUCCCCCCAGUUUCGGGAGUCUCCUCCUCUCUCUAAGGUUCCUCCUACCACGGUGCUCCCUCUCACUCCUAAGAUCGGCAUGGGGAAGCCGGCCAUCACUAAGAGGAAGUUCUCUCCCGGCAGAGCCAGAGUGAAGCAGGGUUCGUGGUGGAGUAGUAGCGGGGCAGUGAGCCCCCCCUCGUCCUCCCAGGAUUCGACGGGGGAGGGGGGGUGGGACAGCCCUAAGCCCCGUCCCCAGGACUCCCCCCUCUGGAGCAUGAAAGUGUAUUACAGCUCAAAUAUAAACUUUUCUACCCAGAUUUAAACUAAUUUCAAAUAAAAAGUGACAGUUUAUGUAAAACAGACGUUUCUACAUCAUCACGCCAAUAUAACUUUCAUUUUUGAUGCUUUUUAAAGUUUUUUUUGUGUUGGUUUCCCUCUCUGAGUAGUAACCAUGGUAACCAUCAGGCUGCAUGUCAGGGGGAUGCAGAGUCAGACUGGAUGAUUUUUUGGAGGGGGGCUUUUAAUGGGAGCAUGAACAUAUACAGAGUGUGAUUGUUGAUGAUGUGCAUGCCUGCUGAACCUCACUCACUCCAACUAAUAUCUCUGAUGUCAUUAAAAAGGGAGAGAUAAAUGACAGAUGGGGAGCCGGUAAGAAGAGGCAGGAAAAUCUCCCCCAAAGCAAAGUCCUAAAAUCACCAACAGAUAAAGAUUGUCCCUACCAGGCAUCUGUAGCA